AUGAGAAGGUGCACAGUGGAAGAGAGACAACAGGAGACGGAGACGACCGGCAGGAUGAAUCUGAGGGGAAGGUCAGCUUGGCCUUGGCAGGUGGCCUUCCUUGUUGCCGUGGUGAUGCUCUGGGUCGACCCGGUGUCUGCAGGCAGUCGUAAUCAUCGGGGACCGACAGUGUCGUAUCAGGUGAAGCAGGGCACGUGUGAGGUGGUGGCUGUCCAUCGCUGCUGCAACAAGAACAAGAUCGAGGAGCGCUCGCAAACCGUCAAGUGCUCCUGUUUUCCGGGGCAGGUCGCCGGCACCACCAGAGCCAGACCCUCCUGUGUGGAAGCAUCCAUUGUAGGCCAGAAGUGGUGGUGCCACAUGCAGCCCUGUAUGGAUGGUGAGGAGUGCAAGGUUCUGCCUGACCUGACUGGCUGGUCAUGCAGCACUGGGAACAAAGUCAAAACCACCAAGGUUACACGAUAGCAAGAGAGCCCCUGAGCCCUACAGAAACCUGAAGGAUGACUCAUACGGUACGAAGGUGGACAACCAUCAAGGAACGGAGCGCUGUCAGGACAUCUGUCACAAACCAAACGGAUAAAAUGCGCUCAAUGAAAACUCUCUGCACCAUUUGGAGCCACACAUGCAGCAUAUUCAUUUAACUUAUUGA
Molecule: messenger RNA, 646 nt
Organism: Nematolebias whitei (Rio pearlfish)
Lineage: Eukaryota; Metazoa; Chordata; Actinopteri; Cyprinodontiformes; Rivulidae
Gene: tafa4b
Product: TAFA chemokine like family member 4b
Exons: 5
Coding region: 1-462 (153 amino acids)
Molecular function (GO): receptor ligand activity
Source: RefSeq, a predicted model, not a curated record